CCCAGAAAUCUUUGCGUUUCCUCUUUCCCCUCGGCGCCUGGAAAUGGGUAUUUCCCGGAACAAUUGGCACAAGCGUCGCAAGACCGGGGGCAAAAGGAAGCCAUAUCAUAAAAAAAGAAAAUAUGAACUUGGUCGUCCUCCUGCAAAUACAAAGAUUGGUCCACGCCGUAUUCACACAGUGAGAGUCCGUGGCGGUAAUAAAAAGUACCGGGCACUGAGAUUGGAUGCUGGGAACUUCUCCUGGGGUUCUGAAUGUUGCACACGAAAAACGAGGAUCAUUGAUGUGGUGUACAAUGCCUCAAACAACGAAUUGGUUAGAACAAAAACAUUAGUUAAAAACUGUAUCGUUCUAAUCGACAGUACUCCCUUCAGACAGUGGUAUGAAUCUCACUUUGCGCUUCCACUCGGCCGGAAGAAAGGUGCCAAGCUGACCCCUGAAGAGGAAGAAAUUUUGAACAAGAAGAGGUCAAAGAAAAUUCAGAAGAAAUACGAGGAUCGCAGAAAAAAUGCAAAAAUCAGCCCGCUGCUUGAAGAGCAAUUCCAACAGGGUAAACUGCUCGGUUGCAUAGCUUCAAGACCUGGCCAGUGUGGCAGAGCUGAUGGCUACAUCCUUGAAGGAAAGGAGCUGGAAUUCUAUUUGAGGAAGAUCAGAGCCAAGAAGGGCAAAUAAGCAUAGUACUCUAAGGAAAAUGUGAUUAAUAAACAAUUUCUCACCCAA
Hemiscyllium ocellatum (epaulette shark) is the source of this 718-nucleotide messenger RNA. It is a transcript of the gene rps8a, whose product is annotated as ribosomal protein S8a. The record is from RefSeq and is a predicted model, not a curated record. Gene Ontology annotation, biological process: translation; maturation of SSU-rRNA from tricistronic rRNA transcript (SSU-rRNA, 5.8S rRNA, LSU-rRNA). Gene Ontology annotation, molecular function: structural constituent of ribosome. The transcript has 6 exons. Gene Ontology annotation, cellular component: ribosome; cytosolic small ribosomal subunit. The coding region runs from base 44 to 670 and encodes 208 amino acids. NCBI's taxonomy places the organism in Eukaryota, Metazoa, Chordata, Chondrichthyes, Orectolobiformes, Hemiscylliidae.